Molecule: messenger RNA, 6939 nt
Organism: Gadus chalcogrammus (walleye pollock)
Lineage: Eukaryota; Metazoa; Chordata; Actinopteri; Gadiformes; Gadidae
Product: voltage-dependent T-type calcium channel subunit alpha-1I-like
Exons: 38
Coding region: 16-6939 (2307 amino acids)
Biological process (GO): calcium ion import; positive regulation of calcium ion-dependent exocytosis; membrane depolarization during action potential
Cellular component (GO): neuron projection; voltage-gated sodium channel complex; voltage-gated calcium channel complex
Molecular function (GO): low voltage-gated calcium channel activity; voltage-gated sodium channel activity
Source: RefSeq, a predicted model, not a curated record
AGCUGGUGCAUCCGCAUGGUCUCCAGCCCGUGGUUCGAGAGGAUCAGCAUCAUGGUGAUCCUGCUCAACUGCGUCACCCUGGGGAUGUAUCAGCCCUGCGAGAACAUCCACUGCACCUCCGACCGCUGCCAGAUACUGCAGGCCUUUGAUGCCUUCAUCUACGUCUUCUUCGCUCUGGAGAUGGUGGUGAAGAUGGUGGCCCUCGGGAUCUUCGGUCAGCGCUGUUACCUCGGCGACACGUGGAACCGGCUUGACUUCUUCAUCGUCAUGUCCGGGAUGGUGGAGUACUCUCUGGACCUCCAGAACAUCAACCUGUCGGCCAUCAGGACGGUCCGCGUGCUCCGACCUCUGAAGGCCAUCAACAGAGUGCCCAGCAUGCGUAUCCUGGUCAACCUGCUGCUGGACACCCUCCCCAUGCUGGGCAACGUGCUGCUGCUGUGCUUCUUCGUCUUCUUCAUCUUCGGCAUCAUCGGGGUGCAGCUGUGGGCGGGGCUCCUGAGGAACCGCUGCUACCUGGAGGAGAACUUCACCCUCUCCCCGGGGCUGGCCCUGCCGGGCCCCUACUACUCCCCUGAUGAGGAUGACGAGCGGCCCUUCAUCUGCUCACUGGCCGCUGAUAACGGCAUCAUGUCGUGCGGCGACGUGCCGGCGCGGCGGGAGGGUGGGCGGACCUGCUGCCUGGACCGGGAGGACGCUCUCCACCGCCAGAGCCUGGGGCUGGAGCCUGAGGGCCUGGGGCCCAACGGCAGCGGCCCCGGGGCUGGGGGCCUCUGCGUCAACUGGAACCAGUACUACACCCGCUGCCACACUGGGAGCGGAAACCCCCACAAGGGGGCCAUCAACUUCGACAACAUUGUCUACGCCUGGAUCGUCAUAUUUCAGGUCAUCACUCUGGAGGGAUGGGUGGAGAUCAUGUACUACGUCAUGGACGCCCACUCCUUCUACAACUUCAUCUACUUCAUCUUCCUCAUCAUCAUCGGCUCCUUCUUCAUGAUCAACCUGUGUCUGGUGGUGAUCGCCACCCAGUUCUCUGAGACCAAGCAGCGCGAGCACCAGCUGAUGCAGGAGCAGCGCGCGGCGUGCCUGUCUUCCUCCACGCUGGCCAGCCUGGCCGAGCCAGGUGACUGCUACGAGGAACUCUUCCAGCUCGUCUGCCACGUGCUGCGGAAGGCCCGCCGCCGCUCAUCCGCACUCUACUACACACUGAGGGGCCAGCCCCCGCCGCCCACCGGGGCCCGCAACAACCGCCGCGCCGGGGGCUGUGCGGGCAGAGGAGGAGGAGGAGGAGGAAGCGGUGGGAAUGUCAACGGGGGCCGGCGCCACUCCAAGCAGCUCAGACCGUCUCCCUGUCCUCACCAGCCCCGCCCCACCCCGGACCAGGGCAGCCCACCCCUGCUGGCCCACUCCCCCGUCCCCCUCUCCGUCUCUCCCCAGCCCGAGGACUGCCCCCUGUGUGCGUUGUCACUCAAAGAGGGGGCCGGCGCGGCGGGUGACUCGGCCAAUGGGGAGGAGGAGGAGGAGGAGGAGCCGGUGGAGGGGACGGAGAAGGAGCAGAACCAGCUGGAGGAAACCAGAGAGGGAGAGGGGGAGGCCGGGGGGGGAGGAGCCAGAGGGGGGAGGGGGCGGGUGAGACCCAAGAGGAGGAGGCGGAGGAGGAGGAGGACCUGCCUGGGGCGCCUCAAGGACCUCUGGGACGAGACGAGAAGGAAGCUGUGGGGCAUCGUGGAAAGCAAGUACUUCAGCCGCGGCAUCAUGAUGGCCAUCCUCAUCAACACCAUCAGCAUGGGCAUCGAGCACCACAACCAGCCGGACGAGCUGACAAAUGUGCUGGAGAUCUGCAACAUCGUGUUCACCAGCAUGUUCACCCUGGAGAUGGUCCUGAAGCUCACCGCCUUCGGCUUCUUCGACUACCUCAGGAACCCCUACAACAUCUUUGAUGGCAUCAUUGUCAUCAUCAGCGUGUGUGAGAUCAUCGGGCAGGCGGACGGCGGGCUCUCGGUGCUGCGGACCUUCCGUCUGCUGCGGGUAAUCAAGCUGGUGCGCUUCAUGCCGGCGCUGCGGCGCCAGCUGGUGGUCCUCAUGAAGACCAUGGACAACGUGGCCACCUUCUGCAUGCUCCUCAUGCUCUUCAUCUUCAUCUUCAGCAUCCUGGGGAUGCACAUCUUCGGCUGUAAGUUCAGCCUGAAGACGGAGGCCGGCGACACCGUCCCCGACCGCAAGAACUUCGACUCACUGCUCUGGGCCAUCGUCACCGUCUUCCAGAUCCUGACCCAAGAGGACUGGAACAUGGUCCUUUAUAACGGCAUGGCGUCCACUUCCCCCUGCGCCGCUCUCUACUUCGUGGCGCUCAUGACCUUCGGGAACUACGUCCUCUUCAACCUGCUGGUGGCCAUCUUGGUGGAAGGCUUCCAAGCGGAGGGCGAUGCCAACCGCUCCUACUCAGAUGACGACAGGUCCUCCUGUAACUUUGAGGAGAACGACAAGAAAGACUUGCUCCGCCUGUCAGACCCUAAGAUCUGCACCCUGACCCCCAACGGCCACCUGGACCUGCCCCUGGUCCCGGCGCUGUAUCCCAGGGAAACCCUGUUCCCCGGGGAGACCCUGUACCCCGGGGAGACCCUGGCCUGGUUGGGGGCCCGCAAGACCAGCGUCAUCUCACUGGGCCGCAGCGACCUGGAGCAGAGGGGACUGUAUCUCGACCGGGGGUACCACCACCCCCACCACUGGGGUCGGUCCCUGGAGCCCCGCCUCCAGGGGCGGGGCAGCCUCCGUGUGAGGGGCCCGCGCGCCGCCUCCUCCCCCCACCACUACCACCACCACCACCCCCACUGGGGGCCCCGGGACGAGGAGUCGCUCCUCCUGCAGUUCGGCCCUCCCCCCUCCUCCCCCCGCCCCCUCCACCUCCCCCCCCUGCUCCUCCCGGGACACUUCGUGCCGCGGCGGGACCGCCGGGCCCUCUCCCUGGAGCUCCCCCACCUCCUGCAGCUCCCCACCCCGCCUGGCCUCCCUCCCCUUCCCCUCCGGUCCCCCCCCCUCCCGCUCCUCCCCCCCGGCCCGCUCCACGCCCAGCCCCGCAAGAAGAGCUGCACCGGGGGGCUGCUGAUCGGGGGCGGGGCCGGGGGCGGGGCCCUGGCCUCCGACCACCAGGACUGUAACGGGAAGACCCCCCUCGCCCAGCCCCAGCUGAUGGCGGAGGUCUUCCCUCAGGUCAACACACGCAGGAAGGACCAGGAGGACCUGGACGACGAGACGGACUACAGUCUGUGUUUCCGGGUGCAGAAGAUGCUGGAGGUCUACAGACCGGACUGGUGUGAGACCAGAGAGGAGUGGUCCGUCUUCCUCUUCUCCCCGGAGAAUAAGUUCAGACAGCUCUGUCAGGCCAUCAUCGCCCACAAGCUCUUCGACUACAUCGUCCUGGCCUUCAUCUUCUCCAACUGCAUCACCGUCGCUCUGGAGCGGCCAAAGAUCCUGCAGGGCAGCCUGGAGCGAGUCUUCCUCACCAUCUCCAACUACAUCUUCACUGCCAUCUUCGUGAGCGAGAUGACCCUCAAGGUGGUCUCCAUGGGCUUCUACCUGGGGGAACAGACCUAUCUGAGGAGCAGCUGGAACGUCCUGGAUGGCUUCCUGGUGUUCGUGUCCCUGAUUGACAUCGUGGUGUCCAUGGCAGGCGGGGCGAAGAUCCUGGGCGUGCUCAGAGUGCUCCGGCUGCUGCGGACACUGCGCCCCCUCAGGGUGAUCAGCCGGGCUCCGGGCCUCAAGCUGGUGGUGGAGACGCUGAUCACGUCCUUGAAGCCCAUCGGGAACAUCGUCCUCAUCUGCUGCGCAUUCUUCAUCAUCUUCGGCAUCCUGGGAGUACAGCUGUUCAAAGGGAAGUUUUUCUACUGCUUCGGACUUGACGUCAGGAACAUCACCAACCGAUCCGACUGCCUGCAGGCCAACUACAAGUGGGUCCACCACAAGUACAACUUUGACAACCUGGGACAGGCCCUCAUGUCCCUGUUCGUGCUGGCAUCCAAGGAUGGCUGGGUGAACAUCAUGUACCACGGACUGGACGCGGUGGGGGUGGACCAGCAGCCGGUGACCAACAACAACCCCUGGAUGCUGCUGUACUUCAUCUCCUUCCUGCUCAUCGUCAGUUUCUUUGUCCUCAACAUGUUCGUGGGCGUGGUAGUGGAGAACUUCCACAAGUGCCGGCAGCACCAGGAGGUGGAGGAGGCGAAGCGCCGAGAGGAGAAGCGCCAGCGACGCAUGGAGAAGAAGAGGAGGAAUGCCCAGAAACUUCCGUACUACUCGAGCUACAGCAGAGUCCGUCUGAUGGUUCACACCCUGUGCACCAACCACUGGCUGGACCUCAUCAUCACCUUCAUCAUCUGUUUCAACGUCAUCACCAUGUCUCUGGAGCACUACAGCCAGCCCCGUUCUCUGGACCUGGUCCUGAAGUACUGUAACUAUUUCUUCACCUCCACCUUUGUUCUCGAGUCGAUCCUCAAACUCAUCGCUUUCGGCUUCCGCGGCUUCUUCAAAGAAAGGUGGAACCAGUUGGACCUGGCCAUCGUGCUGCUGUCUGUGAUGGGCAUCACUCUGGAGGAGAUCGAGAUCAGCUCCGCUCUGCCCAUCAACCCCACCAUCAUCAGGAUCAUGAGGGUGCUGCGCAUCGCACGAGUGCUGAAGUUACUGAAGAUGGCCACUGGAAUGCGCGCCCUGUUGGACACAGUAGUUCAAGCCCUGCCUCAGGUGGGUAACCUGGGCCUGCUCUUCAUGCUGUUGUUCUUCAUCUACGCCGCCUUGGGGGUGGAGCUAUUUGGAGAGUUGGUGUGCAAUGAGGACUACCCGUGUGAGGGGAUGAGUCGUCACGCCACCUUUGAGAACUUCGGCAUGGCGUUCCUCACCCUGUUCCAAGUCUCCACCGGGGACAACUGGAACGGCAUCAUGAAGGACACGCUGCGAGAGUGCCCGCCGGACCACAGCGGCGUUCCCGGCGGUAUUGCCGGGGGCGCCGGGGGUGUGGCCGGCGUGGACUACGCAUGCAACCCCAGCCUGCAGUUCAUCUCUCCGCUGUACUUCGUCUCCUUCGUGCUCACCGCCCAGUUCGUGCUCAUCAACGUGGUGGUGGCCGUGCUGAUGAAGCACCUGGACGACUCCAACAAAGAGGCCAAGGAGGAGGCGGAGAUGGACGCUGAGAUCGAGCUGGAGCUGGCCCAGGGCACCCUCUGCUGCAUGGGCACGCCAGGGUGUGGCGGCGGGGGCGGGAGUGCCCCCCCGGAGAAGGUCUGCCCCGGGGGGAAGGACAGAGGGGGGGGAGGGGGGGCGCCGGGGCGGAGGGACGACGAGGGCGGAGGCAGGAAGACGGCCCGUCACCGCGGCACCGCGCCCCCCCCGCAGCACGGACCCCUAGGCUCCUCCCACUCCAACCAGAAGCAGUACUCCCCGGCUCAGGAGAGCCAGUGGCUGGACAGCGUGUCUCUGCUCAUCAAGGACUCCCUGGAGGGCGAGAUGCAGAUGAUUGACAACCUGUCGGGCUCUGUCUUCCACCACUACUCCUCCCCGCCCCCCGUCUGCCGGGACUGCAGGGUCCGCACACAAGAGAUCCAGAUGGCGGAGAUCGAGCAGGCCUCCCUGAGGUCGGAGCCGCAGUCUGACAAGUCGUCGUCGCCCCCCCCCCUCCCUGACGACCUCAGCCUGGAGGAAGGCGCCGGCCGCUACCAGCUGCUGCUGCACAGCGACCACAAGGGAGCCAGGAGCAACAGCGACUCCCAGAGCUCAGAGGAGGCGGGGGGCUUCCACCAGGCAGGAGACACCCAGACCCAGACCCAGGUGGGGCUGGAGCCCCCCUCCCUGAUCUCAGGAGAGGCCCAGAAGGAGGAGGAGGUGGAGGAGGAGGGGAGGGCGUUGAUGGAGCUGAUGGAGCUGGAGGUCCAGGCAGACCAGCACCAGCAGCACCAUCAGCAGCACCACCAGAGGAGCCCCGGGGGCGUGUCGAGCAGCAGGGGGCGGAGUGCCGAGGGGGACGAGGAACGCCGAGAGGGGUCCGGGGACCCGCUGUCCCGCUUCCGCCUACCGGUGGACUUCUUCCACCCAGUGGCGGUCCCAAUCCCGGCCCCGCCCCGCAGCUGCAGCCUGCGUCUGACCCGGGGCCUGAGGCUGACCUCGCCUGCCACCUGGGCCUCGCUGAGAUCCCCCGGGGCCCGCAACACCACGCUCUGCACGCAGCACCCGUCCCACAGCGACUCGUCCCUGGCAACGGGCAGCUCGGAGGGCAGCCUGCAGACCACCCUGGAGGAGGGCCUGAGCUUCAGCGUGUCCCCGCCCCGGAACCUGGACCCCCCCUUCCCCCUGGCGCCUCUCCCCCUCCUCUUCCCCUCGCUUACGUUGCACAGGGACGACCCCGCCGCCGCCGGCCCCCCCCAGGGGCCCCGGCCGCCUUCCGGCCUCACCCUCCAGGCCACCAGGGGCCACCAGAGGAGCCAGAGCAGCGGCCGCGGCAGCGCCAGCCCGGGCUGCACACGGGAGGACUCCAUGGACCCCUCGGACGAGGACCUGGGCAUCGGCAUCGGCCCCUCCCUGGGGGGCUGCGGCUGCGGCCAGGCGGGGAACAGCGAACACUUGUCAGAGACGCUGAGCAGCCUGUCGCUCACCUCGCUGCUCUCGCCCGGCUCCCUUGCGCCCCGCGGAGGCGGCGUGAAGAAGUGCAGCAGCACAGGGAGCCUUGAACAGGGGGGGGCGCUGCUCUCGUCACGGGGCAGGGAGGGCCACAAGGGGGUCCUGGGUCUGGAGCUCAUGGACCCUCAGGGCUUCCUGGCCAACCCCUCGAUGGGGCUUGGGGACGGGCGGGGCAGCGGGGGGCGGCGGGGGGACGGAGGAAGGGGCGGCGGGCACGAGUCCUUCAGCCUGAAGAGCUCCAACCAGACGCUGGUGGGGCCCCGCCGGAAGAACAGAUGA